UCCCGUGGCCAUCUGUUACUGUACAUGUUCACAUUCUCGAGAGAUAAGAUGUCACCACAGAAAGAACCACACUUGAGGUCACUCUAAUACUGCAACGAUUUGCCAGAAAGUUCAGCAGACUGACAGUACAAUGUCAGCCUCCCUCACUGAAGUUAUCCUCGCUCUUCUCGUGGCGCUCUGUGUGGCUACAGGUGAAGAAUGCCCUCCUGGGUUCUUCGAGGCAGGAGGCGGAUGUUUCCAUGUUGGUGAGCAGGAGAGUGUUGGCCCGACCAUGCUGGACUGGGAGGCUGCGCGGGCCCUCUGUGUUAACCUCGUUCACAAAGGCUGGCUGGUAGACCUGGCUACCUUUGACUCUACCGACCAGCUUGAGGGCGUCUCCGAGCAGUGGUCACUGAUUGCCGACAAAUACGACUACGAAUACCCUUACAUGUGGGUGGGUAUCCACAAGGCGGAGGAUCAAUAUGUUGGUGUAGACGGCCAGGCGGUGUCCUUAUUCUCCAACCUAUGGCGUGAGGGUCAUCCCUUGGAAGAGAACGAGUUCGCUUACCUGAAUGAUGUAACCUUGACCUCAGCGUACUCCUACGGCCGCCUCUACGUGGUCAGCUCCCCACCUGCUGUCAUCCGGCGUUGCAUGUGCCGAGCCAAGGUUGUGUCGCUUGACGCAAACUUGUGAUGAAAUGCAGUUUACUCGCAAGACAACAAUGACUGCUACAUUAUGUGAAACAGAUAGAUGAAUAAAAAACGAUAAAUGGAUAAA
Homarus americanus (American lobster) is the source of this 757-nucleotide messenger RNA. RefSeq lists its product as uncharacterized. Bases 131 to 673 code for a protein of 180 amino acids. The record is from RefSeq and is a predicted model, not a curated record. The transcript has 3 exons. Lineage: Eukaryota; Metazoa; Arthropoda; Malacostraca; Decapoda; Nephropidae.